AUGUUCCUAAUCGCAAAAAUCGUGCGCGGUCGCCGUCUGCUCCACGAGCUCGAGCAGGAAGAGAAAGAAGAAGAGGAGGCUCUGUCGACGGCUCGACGAGGAGGGCCUGGCGCCGCUCGGAAUCGGAACAGCACUUCCGCUGCAUCCGGACAUGAGCCCGGUGAUGAGACAACCGCUUCUUCAGCUGAACCAUCAGCAUUGAGACCGCAGUCUUCACGGCGGAGCAUCGUUCUGAGGAGUCUACUCAGCCCGACAACUGUCCGACUUCGCCGUGGAUCUGCAGCCGUCGGCGAGCUGUUCAUGAUGGGAAAGGGAAAAACAGUGCGACAGAAGACGGAUGGUUCUUUGGGAGAGGAUACGGUCGAUCGUACACAGAUGCGCCGAACUUCGAGUAUGCCAAGUGUUUGUGAGCCAGGCGUCGCCACUUCAUCCGGACCGCCACUACGCUAUUAUGAUUAUGAUGGGAAGCUGAACAAGCUACAAAAGAAGGCAUUGCGUUUCACUUGGCAUCGUUUGCAAACCAGAAAUGGUGGGAAACGAGUGGAACAAGUUUUUGAAGAGGUAUUCGAUCGUCUUGUCCGGCAAAUGCCACAAGUCCGUGACAUGUUCACAACCAGAAUGUUUCUUUGUGCCAUGAAUCGCCAUGAAACGGCUUCGCUACGUGAUCAUUCCAGGGCUAUCGUCCGGAUGAUUGAGAGCGUAAUAAAAAACCUGGAAACCGAGCGGGCAAAACGUACAGACACCGGCUCCGAGCUGGACCCUCGUCUUAUUGGUCGUCUCCAUGGCACGCUACGUCCGUACGGGCUUACCGGAAAUUAUUGGGAGAAGCUGGGAGAGGUGAUGAUUGAUAUCGUCCUCGCCCAGGAGGCUGUACGCGAUCUUCCUGGGGCCGGCCAGGCAUGGGUCGUGCUUACAGCUUGUCUUGUUGAUCAGCUGCGCGCCGGCUUCGAAGAGACCCGUUUCAACCACAACCUUGGGGUGCUGAACAAGCAGGGAACAGUGCUACAUCAUGCCACCCAACAUCUUCACCAUGCCCAUUCUGUUGAUCAUGGUGAUGUUGAAGAGAGCCCCCGUGGAACAUCGCAGCAGCGCUCACCGACAAAAAUGGAAUGCCGCCGUCAUUCGAGGGCCACAAGGGUCGAAGAAGCGAGUGCC
Molecule: messenger RNA, 1155 nt
Organism: Mesorhabditis spiculigera
Lineage: Eukaryota; Metazoa; Nematoda; Chromadorea; Rhabditida; Rhabditidae
Source: the annotation of a GenBank genome assembly